This is a messenger RNA of Catharus ustulatus (Swainson's thrush), 8688 nucleotides long. It is a transcript of the gene ST8SIA6, whose product is annotated as ST8 alpha-N-acetyl-neuraminide alpha-2,8-sialyltransferase 6. Gene Ontology annotation, biological process: oligosaccharide metabolic process; N-glycan processing. The coding region runs from base 124 to 1320 and encodes 398 amino acids. The transcript is spliced from 9 exons. Lineage: Eukaryota; Metazoa; Chordata; Aves; Passeriformes; Turdidae. The record is from RefSeq and is a predicted model, not a curated record. Gene Ontology annotation, molecular function: alpha-N-acetylneuraminate alpha-2,8-sialyltransferase activity.
CUGCGGGCGAGGGGCGGAGCGCAGAAACCCGGUCCCUGCCAUGGCCGCCUCCCCCUCCCCGCAGCCUUCCUUAAAUACUAUGGGGCGGCCGUAGCUGCGACGGGCGCUGCUGCCGAACGCACCAUGCGGGCUGUCAUCGCCUUGGCCGCGGCGCUGGGCAGCGGGCUGCUGGGAGGCUGCCUCAUGCGCCUGGGCGGCCAGCAGCCCCUCCGCGCCAGGGGCUGGGAGGAGGAGGCAGGAGGAGCGGCUGUCACGCCGAAAGUGGUGCGAGCCCUCAGGUCUCCCCUGAUGGCCCUUCCUCAGACCGAGAACAGAACAAUUCUUAAUAAAAAUGGAAUUUACCAGUUUGAACAGGCUUCAAAAUGUAAGGCAAUUCAGGACAACCUUUUGUCAUCACCUAUCAAGAAUAAAAGAUACUCAGAAGAUUAUUAUCUUGACAUAGUCACAAAACUGCAGAACUGCACCUGGGUAAAGAAACCAGAAGAAUCUACAAAAUUCAGGUCAGAAUUAGCUUCCUGCUGUGAUGCAGUCCACAAUUUUAUUGCUUCUCAAAGCAACAGCCCACUGGGAAGUAACAUGAGUUACGAAGUGGAAAGUAAAAAGACUAUCCUCAUUACAGAGGACAUUUUUAAGAUGCUGCCUGUAUCCUCUCCUCUUUCAGUCUAUCCCUUCAAGAACUGUGCUGUGGUUGGAAAUGGAGGAAUUCUGAAAAAUUCCAGCUGUGGGGAUGAGAUUGAUAGCUCUGACUUUGUGUUCAGGUGUAACCUCCCUCCAACCACAGGAAACCUUAGCAAAGAUGUUGGCAUUAAAACAAACCUUGUGACUGUUAAUCCAAGUAUCAUAGCACAAAAAUACAAGCAGCUAAAUCAAAAGAAGACAGAAUUUCUGGAAAACAUUGCAGUCUAUGGAGAUGCUUUUCUUUUACUGCCGGCAUUUUCCUUCAGAAGCAACACAGCCACUUCUUUUAAAGUAUACCGCACUCUGAAAGAGUUCAAAGCUACCCAAAGGGCAAUAUUUUUUCACCCCACUUAUCUGAAAAGUCUUGCCCAGUUCUGGAGAACUAAGGGUGUGAAAGCCUACCGGUUGUCAUCUGGUUUUAUGAUCACUAGUGCUGCUCUUGAGCUGUGUGAGAAUGUGAAGCUCUAUGGCUUCUGGCCUUUCUCAAAAUCCGUAGAGAAGAUGCCAAUCAGCCACCACUAUUACGACAACCAGCUGCCUAAACCGGGUUUCCAUGCAAUGCCCAAAGAAUACAACCAGAUCCUUGAGCUUUAUGGCAGAGGCAUUUUGAAGGUGCAAUUUGGUAAAUGUGAAUCAGACUAAAAAGGGUGAUGAUCCUAAGGAGACAAUUUGUGUAUCUCAGCAGUUCGGUGAUGGAUUUGAUCUGAUGUGAUUUUGUGAGCAUUAAACUGCAUUAUUACAGUAGAGAAAUAUUUUACGCUUGGGGAGAAAAGGGAGUGAUUUUUUCACACAAUAACUGCUACAUUUACAAAUUUUGAGUGAUUCUUUCAAAUGCAAAGAAAAAAUUAUUUGGAAAAUUCUGAAACUCCUAUCUGCUGGUUUAAUGGUAGCAAAGCACAAUCUCAGGAUGGUGGCAAUAUGUGACAUUCAUCAUGUUUUGUUUCUUAGAGGAUCAUUAAAAUAUUUUGGCCUAAGAUCUCUGGUUUUGUUGAUAUCAUAUAUUGUAGGCAAUAUUCUCUGCAUGAAUUGGCAGUGAACAUUUUCAAUUAAGAACUUCAUCCUGUAAAUACUGGCAUUUGUCUACAUGAGAGAAGUGAUGAGAAGAGCUGCAGAGGACUAAUUCAUUCAGAGCCAUGUCAGUCUUAGUUAGUCCCAGGGUGCACAGAUGAGAAAAUCCCUCAGGUCAGAGGUAGUUAAGUGGUUUAUGGGCUUUCAUUUUGUGGGCAGUAAGUAGUGCUGUGGAUUUAAUGGGCUUUCAUUUUGUGAGCAAUAGAUGAUGCUGUGGAUUUAAUGGGAUCACUCAUAUGAGUGAUGUUAAUUCUGAGAACAAGUGUAUGAAGGACCAGAGCUUUAUAAUUAUUUAUAAACCACUUUCCUUGCUUGUGUUCCUGUGUAAGGUCCACUUCAGCUCUAAAUGAGGACCGUCAACCUGGUUCCACACUACAAUCCCCAGAGUCCUGAUAGGGCAUGACUUUGCACACAUUCUUGCUAUUCCUUCUCUGUGUCUUGGCUGAUACAUGAGAUGGAAUUUCCAUUAGAAAGAUGAUGGGUACCGAGCCUAUAAUUAAAUUUCUUUUCAUGUAAUAUAGUAUUCAAAUGUGACUGCAGAUAAUGAAACUGCACUAAGCAUUAUUAGAAGAAUGUUCCUCUAACCAUCAAUCCCAAGCUCUUCUACACCAGGAUCUAUGAGAAAACUGACCACAUUUCCCUAAUUUACAACCUGUGUAGUUCUUUAAGUUUUCCAUAUGGUCCAGAAUACCUGUGGAGCAACAUCCUGCAGCAAGAGAAAGUGAAAUAUCAGCCCAGUGGAAAGAAUCGCUUUGACAUUUAUGGGAGCUUUGACAAAGAGUUGUACCCUAGUUUUUACUACUUGUAGCUUAUAUGUUCUACUGCACACACACAAAAAAAAACCAACCAAGAAAGCAAACAAAAUUUAAAAAUUGUAAUAACCAGAUUCUGUUAAGAAUUUCACAGACUCUUUUGAGAGUCCAUUGAAUGGUCAGUUCAAAGAUAGAAUGUCCUUCUUUUACACUCAGAUACUAUGAGGUAUUUUGUUUAUUAAAAUUCCUUUUUCUACUGCAGCAUUAAAUCCCAAAUCAACUGAUUUAAAGAACAUUCAGUAUUCCACUCUUUGAGGAUUAUAUCUGCAAAAAAAAAUUCCUACUUAAUUGAAUUGUACUUUAUGAAUUAAAGUUCAGAAAAGCCUUUUAGAUGUAUACUUCAUAAGAGCAUUACUGCAUGUAAUAUUUGAAAGCUUACCUUGCAGCAGUUUUAUAAUCACAUAAACACUCCUGGAAGUAUUAGAAUCAAUCAUUAUGGUUACAGGUCUGUUGAUUGAGAUACAUUCAGCAUCUGGAUCUAUUUCCAGGAUAAUGAUAUCAGAAUCCAAUAUUACUCCUACCCAAGCAGAAGUGUCCAUAAAUUCUGGCUGCAAAUAUCAGCAUUAAAGUCCAUUUUUGAAAAUAAGGGGUUUUAAAAAAUACACAGUGCUUUGGGACAAUAACUGAUGCUACUAAUAUACAUGUGGACCUCCGAGAGUCAGUAGAGCCUUUAACAGAAAAAAAGACAACAGAAUUGAGCUGAUGAGUCCAUCUGCAUUUACCAGCUGGUAACUGGAAGAGGGGAGCACAGGGGUUUGAUUUACUCUGAUCUGUUCCAGUUCCAGCACCACAAUUCACAUUUUUUCUUCACCAGCAGUGAGAUUUUUGCUAUUUUCUGACCACAGGAAACUGCUGCUCAUGAGCAGAGAGCUGGCUGCUGCAAGAACCUGCACCCAUGUUAUAACUGUUAUAGAUAAUUGCCUACUGCAACAUCCUAGUUAUAGAUCAAAAAACAAUUUGGUCCCAAAAGAGCAUCUCCUCUGCUAUAACUCACUCACAUAGAGUGUUUUAAUGGAAGCUGUGCAAAGUGAUAUACUUAUCCUUUGGGUGAUGCAAACAGCUGAGGUUGAGGAGAACCUUGCUGCAUUUCAUCCAGACAAAGGCACACCUGUCUUCAUAUAAGGACUGUAACUUAUUCCAGUCUAAUGUAGAGCAGUGAGGUGAUCUUGGCUGCGUAGCAGCUACAUGGUUUGUCUUGGGGAAAAUUCAUACAUCUUUUACAGGUUCUUACAUUGUAUCCAGAACAAUUGUAAGUGCUCUAUGCGCACACAGAGAUAAUGCAAGAUCAUUCAUUGCUGGACUAAGUUCAAUCAACUACCCAACUUGAGUAAAGGGGCAAAACCUGGUUGUGUUAGGUAGAAGAUGUGGAGAGGAGAAAAUGAAAUUUAUUUGCAGUGAAGAAGCAACUUUUUUCAAAAGCAGUUGUUAGUACCAUGUUGCACUGCCUAAGUGAAUAAAGGUAAACAGUCUACCCUGACACACCACAAAGAGCUGAAGUUACUGUGUGUCAGAACUAUUUCUGUGCAGAUACAUUAUCUGAAGCACACAUGUAUUAGUAACUGGAAAGAUCAUCAGAAUACAUUUUAAGAGAGGCUUAGCCAAAAAGAAGAAAUCUAUUCUGGCUUCCUUGACAAAAGAGGUCUUAACAGAAGGGAUGUGAUGUAGCACUUACAAUUAAGAGCAAAUGGAAAUUUCUGUAGUAAAAGCCACUGACUUUUUAGCACUGUUUCCACAAAUUUUAAACUUGCCAAUGACUUGAAGGCCUGAUUCUGCACGCUCUCAAGGCACUCAGUGAUUUAUGUGGAUCACAGGGCUGAUAAGAAAUGCUUGAAGGAAUUGUUGACCUUUCUAUCCUUUCCUACUUAUGCUCUUAACUCUCCACAGAAUAAAACAUACUCUAUUACAGUUUAGAUUAAGAUCCUCAGGAUACUCAGGCCUUGCUCCAACCACUAAGUAUGAGAUGUUAGUUGCGUCCACUUCACUCUACAGGAGGGCAGACAUUGUAUUCAGCUUUAUUAUAGCUACUGGUGCUGGGUGGAUGGGUCGUGUUAAUUUGGGUGCAGCCUGCGCAAGUUAAUAGCGGCAUUUCUGCAUCACAGGGUACCAUUAGAUUGAUAAGACUUGCUGAAGUACACUCACUGUGGGAAAUGCUGAUUUUUUGGGUAGCUGAAUACAUUAUUUCUCAUUUAUUUUGCACCUGUGGCAGGUUAAUAAUAACAAAUGGAUUUUGUACCUGGGAAUGUUCAUGACACUUUUGCAAGACUGAGCCAACAUCAGUUUGGAUUAAUGAUUCUAGACCAAAGGUUGGUAAGGACCUUUCAAAUCUCUCUAUUUCACAUCAGGAAUAUUCAGUUUUAGGGUUUGUGGACCUCCAAAGCUGUCACAUGCUGUGGAGUGAAUAUUGAGAUUAAAUAGUUUUCUAAAGAUAGAAACACUGACUGUGUGCUAAUAUUUCCACUGUACCUUUGCAGAAGCUGACAGUGUCCUUGCAUGACUCCAUCACAGCACCACUAGUUUAAGCCUGCCUGGCUGCUUUUAUUCCUUUUUCUCCUCUGAAUCUCUGAUGCCUCCUCCUUCAGGAUCCAGUGCUGUCUUGAGUUGGUUAUUUGUCUUUACCUGGUGGAGUGCUAUGCAGCCCUGUUUAGUGUCAGUUUGGGAGUUUGUGUGACUGUGAAUCAAACAUUGCUACGCUUACAGCACAGUAAAACAUGCUGUAAACGUCUGGGUUUACACCUCAAGGAAGGCAGCGUGGUGUGAUAUUCAUGUUUCCUAACUGGAGGUGCUAGAGUUGGUCUGUAGCUCUAUGGUGACUCAAGCUGGAAUGGCUGCAAGGUCCAGUCCCCAUUCUUGUGCUGCUCCCCUCCCUUCAUGCUGUGUCUGACCUCUGACACCAAGCUGUUUUGGCACACUGAGAUGGCAAAACCCUGCCAUGGCAACAGAAUGCGAAAAUUGGUUCAUGCUAAGAAAUGGGGGAAUUUCACAAUCAAAGCAAAGGAGAGGGGAAAGGCUGUGCAGAUAGGAUUGUAGGGACAUAACAGGUGUCUUUUGUUAGCUGACCUAGAGGUCCGCUGAGAGCUUGUCCAGGUUCACAAGGUAACAUCUCCGAGGGUCUGCCUGGUCAGAAGGGAGAGAUGGGCCCCUGCAAGGGGGAUUGGCAGCACAGUAGCUGUUCCGGUGUGCUAAAUCCCAUCUCUCCCUGUGGUACCAGCAGGUGCUUAAGGCAUCAACACUGAGGACUCCAGGUGUCUAUACGGUGUUUGUCAUUGCUCACCUUUCUCUCUUUCCCAUUACAGUAAUUUUAACAUGCUGGUGACACCAACAGAUUCAGAAAUGAGAAGCAGAAAAAAUUCUCAGUUUGCUGAUUGUAAACUUGCAAAAACUUGCUUGUUAUUCAGCAUUCCUUUGUUUUCAGCCUCUUCUAAUCCCAGCUCCUAAAACAGUAUCUGCAGAGAACAGAGGUGAAUGAAACCUGAGGGGGUUGAGACCAGUUACUCUCACUUUGAUUCUCUAUCCUUUGUACAGUAAUGAGAUGACUGACAAACCACCAUUCUUGACAAAAGAUGAAAUUUUCUCUCUUGAUUGAUUCAGGAAAAAAAACUAUAUUAUCAAGACGACUUCUUACCUUCUGUGGCUCUCUAAAUUACUAGCAAAAUAUUCCUAUUGUUAGGUAUUAGUUGAUUUUAUUCAGUGCAAAUACCUGGAUCAGUUAAUUCAUCUGGGUUAAUUGAGCAUGUACACCUUGAACCUGCGCAGACUCCUUAGUGGAGCUGCAGCCUAACUCAGCAAUCUAGGUUUCGAUCCAUUUGACCUAGAGAUCUUUUUUUGCCCUGUCACUUGCUCUCCUGUGACAAAUUUGUGGGGGGAGGUCCUGAAUAUCCAUGCAGUAGCUCCUCCAGGGACACUCAGGUCCACAAAGCACACAUCCACCUGUGUACAGGAAUCUGUGAGGCCAAACCCAAAGAAUAUUCUGUGGAGUGCUUUAUUCUGAAACAGCCCUAUCUCAAACAGCUGAUAGCCACUUACUAGCCAACAACAGUGACAAGGGGGCAUGUAGUUACUUUAGAAGGCCCAACUCUUUAUUUUGAAUUCUGUCAUUCUAGGCAAGAUCACCCUUCUCUGAGCUUCUGGACAGAAAAAUUUCAAAUGCUGCUAAUCUCUCAGAGUGCUCUGGGGAAAUCCUUAAGGCUUUUCACCCACAACAUAUAACAAGUGGGCAGAUUUCUAUUUAUUAACCUUUGUUCCAGAUUUCCAUAAAGUAUUUAAUUGGCUCGAAAUUAUCAUUAUGAUCAAGUAGAGCAGAAACGCUCUGUAGCAUGCCACUAAACAAAGGGACUAUUGCUGUUACUUUGUGGUCUCCUUUCAUAGGGCACAUUUCAGAAUACCUUCCUAUUCUGGGAACGUGGCUCACCAGAGGAGUGACCCAGGGUUACUGGGUUACAGCUACAGGGGUAGCAGCCUGUCAGUGUGCACUUGGUGUCGAGAUUCCUGCACUGCAGCAAGAGCUUAACACGGUGGGAGUACAUCAGCUUGAGUUUGCCAUUGACCAAGGAGUCAGUGUAGUGCUGUGAUGUGUGGUGAUUGAGCUCACAUCAUUCUGAGCACAAGCAAUAACUGCCCUUGGGUAGCAGAUGUUGGCAGAUAGUGGUUUAAGGAUGAAAACAGUCUGUGAAAUACAAGGAGUGGCACCCUCACGUUUCUGUCAAAGGAACGUUCAAGUCUGUCUUUUGCUAAAUCCUGAUGUACCUGCAGCAAUACAUUAGUAUUUGUUGCUGCACCUGGUACUUCUGUGUCUUGCCUUUGUUUCAUCCCUCUCUUCUCCAACGAGGGAGAAAACUCGCAACACAUGAUGGAAGUAUUUAAUGAUCCCAUCAUGCUUUCAAGGCAAGAGCCCAUCAGAAUGAAUCAUGCAAAUGGUUGUGACAGGAUAGCCUAUUGUCAAUAUUGCAGGGCUUAAAUUCCUCACUGUUCACUUUAGUCCCUGACAAGAAGAGAUUCUUCACAGCAAGUCUGUAGGCCAACAGCAUGCUAGACUUCUCAGCUCUUAGCUUGACUGUGAGAUGUUUCCCUAAAAACACUUCUUCCUUGGUGUAUUUACUGUCAGUGUUUACAAAACAAACACAUUCUUGAAUUCUUGCGCCAUUGAAGUAUAACAGCUGACAUUUAUGCAUUUUUAUAUGUACUGUUUAUAUAGUGGCUUCAUAUGUAUUCUUUAUGCUAAUAUUUUUGAUAUUCUUUUGAGUACCUAAUUAAAAUUAUUUUAAAUAUUCAUCUUUUUUACUGCCACCAGUGUAAAGCGUGUGGGAAGUUACAUAAUGUCACCAAAAGAAACAGUCAUACAAGCCAAAAUAAUUUUAAGGGUAUUUGACUGAUUUCUGGAGGAGUAUUUUCAUUUAGUCUUAUGGACGCUUGCAUCUUAGAUUUACCUUUCUAAGAUAGGUCUGAGAGGCAACCUCUGCUUCUGAUUUAGUUCAAGAUCUGCAAGGGACAAAACAGUUAAAUGGAGAGGUCCUAUACAGGGCUGCUCCUCAGAGAUGGCAAAUGCAUGGCUUUUCAGAGGUUGGUCCAUGUAAAUGUAAUAGCUUUUGCCCAGAGGUGUCUCUUAAAAUGUGUAUUGUUUGCAUUCAUUUCAGCUCCAUUCUUUCCAAUGCAAUUGUCAAAGCAGAGCUUAUUCCCCCGUGGAGCUGGUAUAAUUGUGCUUCUCCACAUGCACCAAGCUCUCUAAAGCUGCUAGUGUAGGCUCUGCUACUGCUGUUCCAAAAAGGUUCCUCAAAUUCUCUCAGUGCUGAACUUAUUUAUGUUUUCAGAUGUGAAAUUGAUAUUGUCUGAGUAGAAUGUGUGCAGUGUAAUGUAGAAAUGUCUCUGCGCAGGGUUUAGGAGGAGGCAGGAACCCCUCAGCUGUGUGUGUGCUUUUAUUACAGAAAACUAAGAUGAAGUUGUAUUGUUGAGUCAUCUGUUACAGCUGGUUUAAUUUGUACUUUGUUUUCAUGUUUUAAGUGCCUGAUGAUUUUUUUGUCAAGGAGGCAAUGUUUUCACUGUUACAAGGCAUACUUAGGAUUCUGUACUUGUUACCUGUUCUGUAAUAGAAUAUUUUUGCUAUUUAUGUUUGGAAAUAAAGACUUAUUAGGCAUAA